This is a messenger RNA of Gilbertella persicaria, 598 nucleotides long. RefSeq lists its product as uncharacterized. The record is from RefSeq and is a predicted model, not a curated record. NCBI's taxonomy places the organism in Eukaryota, Fungi, Mucoromycota, Mucoromycetes, Mucorales, Choanephoraceae. The coding region runs from base 376 to 597 and encodes 73 amino acids. The transcript is spliced from 2 exons.
AUCCAAUACAUAAAAAAAAUUAGAAAUUCAAGAGAAAUGAUGUACUAAAAGUGUCUAAAAACGAAGAUAUAUCAGAAAAGUGUGUUGUCAAAAUCGGUAGACAAAAGUACGGCGCAUCAGAUGGUGUAAAAAACACAGCAUAUUAGAUAUCAAGAUAUAGAGCUAUCCUUCAAAAGUGUGUUUUCCGUUUUUGAGCUAUAACGUACAUUUUUAAUAGUACUUUUCCAAAUACAACACUUUGAGUGUGUCUCAUAGACCUAGAGAAACAGUUUUUAAUAAGACAUGUUAUGUCUACAAUGCCUCUGUCGCUUGAAGAUUUCUUCAGGGGGAUCGUAAGUAUUCUUUAGUCUGACUGAUGACUUGAUCAAUCCACGAAUGAAAGUCAUUCAAGACUCCCAUAUGGGUUCUGCUCAUUUCCCUGUAUCUCUCUCGUUUUUAUGUGCCCAAACUCCUAUUGGUCAAGCCAAUCAUCCUAGACUCCUAUGGAAAUCGGCUAAACUACAACAGCUUCCAGUUCGUCAGCUGUAUCAAGAUUUGUUUGCUGUUAAGGCUUUGCCGCUGCUUGCUGACUUUCGUGACUCUACUCAGGACCCAUAAU